AUGUGUGGUACAGAUUUGGAGCAAUUCUUGCCCAAGAACUUUGGCCUUCCGGAAAACAGUCCUUUUUUAGAAAAAAGCCCUCCGCCAACGGCGAAGCCUACGCCGAAACCGAAACCUCAAUCUGUUCGAACUUCUAUGACAAAGUCGACCGCGGAACUACAAAGAUGUCCGCACUGCAACCGAGCCUUUGGUGUACGCGCGUUCGAGCGACAUGUGGAGUGGUGUGCAGACAAAGCGAAGAUUUUGCCCGCCGCGCCUGUACAGCCUCCGGCUAUAGCUAAUGCCAAGCAGCGCCUUAACGCACGCACGCAGUACAAGGCACCGCUCGUGACACGACGCCGAUCUUCACAAACCCGCGACAAGUCUUCAAACAGUAGGUCGGCGUCUAUAGAUUCGUCACGAGGUAUCUCUCCAACGCCAGCGCCGCGAGAAUGCGGUGACUAUAAACACGGACGUACUCGAGCUUCAGAAUCUGCUUCUAGCAACGAUUGCCAUGAAGAAACGUCUCCUCACGUACCUGUGAUUAGAAACUCUAGAAAUGUGCAAAACAACUUGUCAGGCGAUGCCAAUGUAAAAGCAAGACAAGCGAGAUUGGCAAGAGACCUGAGCAGCACAAGAAAAGACCAAGACCUCAGUCCAACUCCUGUCCAACAAAGUAACACUGAUCCUAACAUUACCAAAACCGCUUCAAAAAAUAAACCAAGAAAUACUUUGAAUGCUAAGAAAAAACAGCAAUUAAAAAAACUAGAAGAGAUUGCUAGUAAAUACAGUGAAGAAAUGAAUACUAAAGUCGAAAAAAAAGGAUAUUUAAAGAAAUCUGUUGACCGAAGUCAUAUACCUGUACCAAAUAAAUUAAAUCUAAAAAAAGUUGAAAACAAAUUAAAUAGAAACUUAGAAAUAAAAACUGAGGGCAAAGAAGACAAUGAUUUACCCAAAGUAGUCAUUGAAAAAUCUAAACCAUUAACUGUAGAACCGUCUGAAACAACAGUUGUUGGGAAAAAACAAGUACCUGUGAAAAGAAAAAAAAGUAAAACAAAAAUGGACUCUGUAAAAGUUAAGGAAAAUAGUAUGAGCUUAGAUAGCCUUGAGGAAAAUCCUGGCAAUUCAAAUAGUCUUAACAGUGAUCGUAAUUGUCAGUCGAUAGGUAUAAAUACGGAGCUUCUUUGUGUUCCAUGUGUAAUACAUGAUAAUCUAGAUCAGAAAAAAGAAUAUGCAAUGCAGAAGAAAGGUAAUAAGACAAAAAAGCAUUCAAUAGAUCUAAAAUCAUUUAGAGAACGCGACGAUUGUGUUCAAGAACCCAAAGUUGAGUUAUUGUACAGGAACCCAACCAUAGUACAUUCUGGUGAAGGUAUUUCUAACUACAUUACAGAGAAUUUUUCUAACUCCAACAUUGAUAUUUCCAUAUGUACAGCUAGUACUUCGGGUAACUUAAUUUCUGAUGAAAUCGACUCUACAGUAAACUUAGAUCAUUGUAAUACCUCUGAGAGUAAAUUGAAUUCUAUUUCAAACAAGUUGGAUAGUUAUAAGAAAGUUAAAAUAAAUUUUACCGAUUCUGAGAAACAUAAUAGUGCAAUUAGCAUCACGCCAAGAACUGAUGAAGUUACAAGUGAAGAACAUAUUGAAGAAAUUAAUAAUAAUUUAUCAGAAGAAAGAUUUGAAGAAACUUAUGAACGUGAUAUAAGUGCAGAACUCUCAAAUGAUUCUGUGGAAGAAAAGUAUGAUGAUGAAAACGAAGAUGACGUUCAUGAAAUUGAAUGUCGCCAUGGCAGUGGUGAAACUUACACAAAAUUUACAGAAAACCCAGCAGAUUUGCUGGAAUUUAUGAAUAUAACUGAUAAACUGUUAACUAAUGACCACAUUGAUAACGAAUCUUCUAAUAUUGACCAAGAUCUUCAAAAUAUUCACACUCCCAAAACUAACUCUAUUGAAACAAUUCAAGAGUUAAAUGUGGAUCCACACAAACAUCAUUUUUCAGAUACGUUUGAAGAAUUAAAAAGCGACCUAAAAGAACUACUGCAAAGUAGUAGAAAUACAGACAAUGUUAUUAAGAAAACUGAUAAAGUCGACGUUCAUGAAUCUAAUGAAAAUAUUUGUACCGCAAGUAAAGUAGUUGAUGACAUGGAACACAUAACUGUUUAUAAACUUAAAUUCUAUGAUCAAAAACAAAAUGAAAAUAUUACAACAGAUGAAGCAACACCACAGUUUAGAUUACCGUCAAUAACAGAGACAAAGACCCCAGGGCGAAGAGAACCAUGUAGUAAGAAAAAAGUGCAAAAUAUGUACAAGUCAAACAAAAAAUACAGAAUGUUGGGUGAUCAAACUCGAAAUGAAAAAGAAUAUCAGACAUUUAUCGUUACGGACAGUGUGGACAAUGUAGACCAUAGCGACGACCGUUCGGUGUCGUCAGACGCCCCGCCGCUGAAACUACCCCGUAUAGAAAAGAGAAGGCUUGACGACAAUUACGACCCUUUUGUGUCAGCUGCUAGGCAAAUGAAAGAACUGAUGUCGUCCGAUGCAAACAUUCCUAAAAAAAUACAACAUUCAAAAGAUCACAGUCGAACCCUUCCCGCCCUACAACCUUCAAAAGACAAAAACUCCUCUACCUAUCUUCGUACCGAUAACUCUAAAAUGAUAAAAGACACGCUAAACAAAACCUAUCAAAAAACACCAACACUGCAAAGAAUGAAAUCCUUCGGUAGUACUACCAAUGAAAAUAGCGGCAAUACCUUAGGCGGUAGGUGCAGCUCAUUUAGACUAAACAGAAAUGAUAAAAAACCUAGUCCAAAAUUAAAUACUACUUUUACGAAGUCUAGUAAAGAAAAUAUUAGUACCCCAGAAAAACAUAAUUUCAAUCGUAAUAGCAAUCUAAAUAGAUCCUUUUCUAGUUACACCGCUUCAAGUUACAGCACGCCAAAACCUAAAGAUAAAAUCCCCAAAAUAGCCACAUCAAUGUACCACAGUUUUCAACGGACAACGAUAAAACAACCUGUCAAAUUAGACAAAAUAAAAAGAGACGACGAAAAAAAAGAUUUUGUUAAUCUCGACGCUAUACUUACUGACGACAAUUGUUCAAUGACAGACAGUAAUUAUAUCGACCCUAGACUUAUAAAUGAAAAUGACAAUCUGCCAAUAAACGUUAACACUAUUUUAAAUAAUCCCGAUAUAAUAAGUAGCAUGGAAUCUCUUCUUACUACUGAAAAUUUACCAGCUAAAUUUGAAUCGUUUAGUGCUGUAAAUCAAAAUAAUAAUAAUAUUUUCAAUAACAAUUAUAAGGAUUUAAAUAGUUAUUCUGAUAAAAAUGAACCUAAUAAUAAAUCUAAAGCUUCUCCUCUAGCACUAGAUGAUCUGGGCGCGCAGUAUGAUAGAAUUAUGCAUUCUCUCGAACAAAGUAUAGCAUCUAAAGCUUCCAUCAGGGAUGACGACUCUUUGUGCGAAGAUUUUGAUCUUGAGGAAUUUAUGACUUCCUUCGAUGAAGAAAUACACAAACACAAAUCUGAAACCAAGCGCACAUGUAGCUCUACGACUAGGAUAGUGAAACAAUCUGAUUUUGUAGAUAGUAACAGGACAUCAGAAAUGAAUAGUAUUAGCUCUUCUCCAAAAAUUACGUAUAGUAUGGUCCCUGUUAACAAGUCGAUGUCUCUAAAUUUUAGCAGUAACAAUAUAGUGAGUGAAAACCUUUUCCCAUCUUCCGUAAAACGUUCCACUUCCCUCCUCGACUCCAUUCAAAAGAAGAAUGUUAUAAAGAUGGACAGUGGAAGAAGCCGUCAUAAAUCCGAUCAACUGGAGCAGGACAUUAUACAGUCCCUAAAAGAUUUCGACAAGUUUUAUGAAAACGAAAAAAAUGAAACUUUGUCGAAUAAAGAGACAACCAACUGUAACGGCACCGCAAAGAAAGUGAAGACUGACAAGAAGCCUAAAAAGAGCGAGAAUUCGAUAAAUGGAAACUACACGCCCAAUGGCAAGACUAGCAUUGAUUCAGCUUAUAGCAGGUUAGUCAGCCUAAACAGGAUAUCGCCAUCAAAAUUAUCAAUUUGCACAUCAAAGGAGCCCAACGGCUUGACAUCAUUGGAACAAAUCCCUGCAGGAUCAGACUCUAGCGGCAGUCACAAGGAUGAUGCGAGGUCGGGCUCCAGUGAUGAGUUUUUAGAAAUGGAACGCUCGGCGGAAUUAGAUGAACCGCUUCCGGUCGCCAAACCGAUUCAUAGUGAACAACAUAAUCAUAACAAUGAAAAGCGCACGUCGUCACGGGCUUCGUCCCGCCGCAGCUCCGCGUGGCGCGCGGGCGCCGGCUCGCUGAGCUCGAGCGGCUCGGAAGCGUCGCUACACCGCGGACGCAAAGACUCUGCGCCCGGACCGCGCCUGUCGCGAUUCUGUCACGAGUGCGGGAACAAAUUCCCGGUAGACACGGCCAAAUUUUGCAUCGAGUGUGGAGUGAAACGACUCGUCGUGUAG
This is a messenger RNA of Arctia plantaginis, 4452 nucleotides long. The record is from the annotation of a GenBank genome assembly. Lineage: Eukaryota; Metazoa; Arthropoda; Insecta; Lepidoptera; Erebidae.